Molecule: messenger RNA, 372 nt
Organism: Mesorhabditis spiculigera
Lineage: Eukaryota; Metazoa; Nematoda; Chromadorea; Rhabditida; Rhabditidae
Source: the annotation of a GenBank genome assembly
AUGAUGGCCGAAGCCUUUGGCGAGCCGGAUACUGAACACCUGGCAGCAGCUCGUCAAAAAAGUGCCGAUCGCUACGGCGAGUUCUUGGAAAAACUCGACGAGAUCCGUCCUCUUGGCAAUGACACCUACGUUUCAUUGAACCUCACUGACGCCGAGGAGCUGCUGCCUAAUCUCCACUUCCGGACGUUCAUCAAGAACCGUUUCGCGACCCGCGAGCUGCCCCAAGCUAUCUGGUUCCAGCAUUUCGACUUUUUCACCAAGGUGGACGAGCUGAUCGGCGAGUACCCGAAAGAGGCUAUCGAGGCUGUGGUCGCCUCGUUCGUCCUGGGCCGCAUCCACGAGAUUGGUGAGAAGUACGAGGAGAUCAACAAG